Messenger RNA from Penicillium lagena, 2010 nucleotides. Its product is annotated as tetratricopeptide repeat protein. Gene Ontology annotation, molecular function: protein binding. The transcript has 2 exons. Lineage: Eukaryota; Fungi; Ascomycota; Eurotiomycetes; Eurotiales; Aspergillaceae. The record is from RefSeq and is a predicted model, not a curated record. Bases 1 to 2010 code for a protein of 669 amino acids.
AUGGCAGAUUUAACAGGAAGCGAUGACUACAAUCUCCAUCUCCGUCUCAUUGAUCUGUCAUUGAUACAGCCACAGAGCGAGGCCAUCGACGGUCCACAAUUGGUGAAAAUGUUUACAGACGAGGAAAUCUUCAAAUCCUGGUGGACCGAGAGCCGCCUGUGGAUGCGGCGGUCCUGGCUAUACGAGGAUGACCGCGUUGAUAUGGUAUUGAAAUGGCUAAAGGACUCCGCUGUCACUAAGAACCUUCCAGAAAAGGACAUGGCAUGGGUCAAGAGUCUGAGUUCGAAGUCGAAGCCUGAUGCAGAUCUUCUGGAGCAUAUCGCCAAAUUCAUGGCGCAUAAAUGGCUGCAGACGAGUGAUUGGAAUGUUGCGGAGUUGUUUUAUUGGGUAAAUGCAUAUUCGAACAAGACCGAAGAUCCGAGACCAAAGAAGAUUCCAGCGUCUCGAUUCCAUGAGGUAGCUGAGUGGGGUCGACAAUGCCUUGGACUGGACAGUCUUGGUUAUGAGGAAACACAAAACGUCGCUAGAACGUUGAGAGAAUUUGGGAAGUUGGAUGAUGCGGUCGAAACAUUCAAGCGGGCAUCGUCACUUCAAGAAGAUACUUGGUUCGCCAGAUGGGGUCUUGCGCGGGCUUACAACCUCCAAGGAAAGUUUGCGCUGGCAGUUGAAACUCUAGAAGCAGUUAAAGCGUCCAUCGAAAAUGGAAAAUUUAAGCGCGAUAAACCUGGGAAGUCUUUGCAUAAACUCAACCAAGAUUUGGCCUGGUGGUACAAAGAAGCCGGGUAUGUUGAGAAAGCUUUGGACCUUUAUGAGUCCAUAUUACAGGAACAUCCGGAUGACUAUUGGUCAGUCUUUGGUAUGACGGUAGUUCUACAUGACAAAGGGGGCUAUACACAGCUGGUUGAAUUGCUCGAACACUUGAAAAAGUCCAAAGACGAGGACACCGGUCUCGAUCGGCGCACGCGAAUUUUCCACGAGUUUUACUGGAGUGACGAUUAUCAUGGCACCAUCGCCGCUGCCGGAAAAAUGCUGAAUGGCAGCGGCAUCACGACUCUGAAGGAUAGCUAUCGCACUGCUGUCGAUGCGGCAGUAGAAAGGGUGCAACUUGCUAAGGAUCAACGAAAUCGAGAACGAGAAAAGGGCGCAAAAGAAAUCAUGGCUAUGCUGAAGUACCACUGCGCCAAGUUCUUCUAUCACAACUACACAUGCACCGAGGAAAAGGAGAUGGCGUUGUCCAUGUGGGUGCAGAUCAUCCAGUUAGACGAAACCGAUAUGAGCUUGUUCCUAGAGCGAGCAAAGUUGUAUGCCACCCGGGCUCUCUCUAGCCUCUAUUUUGAAUCGGCACUCCAGGCGGGACAAGACACUGAACUGGCAAACAAAUACAUCGAUCAUCUAGAGCAUCUUGCCACUUUGAAAUUGGACAGAAACCUGACGGAUGAGAUGAAGGAGAAAUAUCCGCGACAGUUACUGGCUCGAUACUAUGCGCUUCGUGAGAAGAUGGAGAAGACAAAGAGCGUGAUCGGCCCCUUUGUCAAAUUCAAUAUAGAUCUUUUGUCGGAUGACAAUCCCAGCAACAAUUGGCAGGGAUGUCAUGGUCUAGCAGCGCACUUCAUGUUUGCUGGUCAGGAUGAUGACUCUCUGGCCGCAUGGUCACUCAUCGUACCCAUUCAAGAAGAUGAGGACGCGGAUGCUACCAAAGAGCUGGAAGGUCCUAUCGGAAAUGCAUGCGAUGGAAGAUGUGGAACCAAUUGGACCUACGCAAACGAUAUGUUUAUUUGCCGAGUAUGUGCGGACGUGCAGUUUGAUGAGGGUUGCCUCAGAAAGCUACGAGAGGGGACUUUGGAGCUUCAGGUGUGCAGCAAGAGCCACGAAAUGUUGCACGUUCCCGAGUAUGAUGAGGAAAAACUGAGAAAAAUCGGAAAAGGGAAUGUGAUGGUCGGGCAGGAAGUCAUGGCAGUGAAAGAUUGGAUUCAAAAGAUUAAGCAUGAUUGGGGCUUUUCUAAAGAUUGA